Messenger RNA from Penicillium angulare, 2307 nucleotides. Its product is annotated as Zn(II)2Cys6 transcription factor. Gene Ontology annotation, cellular component: nucleus. NCBI's taxonomy places the organism in Eukaryota, Fungi, Ascomycota, Eurotiomycetes, Eurotiales, Aspergillaceae. Gene Ontology annotation, biological process: regulation of DNA-templated transcription. The coding region runs from base 1 to 2307 and encodes 768 amino acids. The record is from RefSeq and is a predicted model, not a curated record. The transcript is spliced from 2 exons. Gene Ontology annotation, molecular function: zinc ion binding; transcription cis-regulatory region binding; DNA-binding transcription factor activity, RNA polymerase II-specific.
AUGGCACCAUCGACUUCAAAUCCGACAGACCUUCGUCGCGCGCCCGUUGCUUGCCUAGAAUGUCGAAAAGCAAAGGUCCGCUGUUUCCUGUCCGCAAAUAAUGGCAGGUGUGAUCGUUGUAGGACAAAUGAAACCGAGUGUGUGUUCACUCAGUCGAAGAGAGCAAGAUUGAGGGCUCAGCCAUACCCACAACGUCCAGGGAGUGAGACGCACACCCAAAGCAAAUUUUUUGAACACACCUUCCCAGAACCUACGUAUACUGGAGGCGAGUUUGCUUCUCCUCGGCUCGAUUCAGACGAGCGUUUUUUUCCCAUCCCAAGCCCGACAGUUGAUCUCGGCGACGGUCAGCAACAGCGGUCGCAGAAUGAACACCCCGGGAUCACCAACGCGGUUCGUGCAAGAAUUGUCACCGCAUUAGCCGCUGUCAGGAGCAAACGAGGGUCUCCAUUUAGUUUUAUCACAUCUGGAGAUAGUCCCUCAUUCAGUACUCAAGGAGACUAUAACUAUAAUAACGAAACCCCGGGUAGCGCGGCACACCAGAACUCAUUUGGGCAGUCUCAAGAGGCACCUACAUCGCUAAAGCUUUCGAGACUUCUACGACCUUUGAAAUUGGACAGUCAUCAUGAAGGUUCAGAUGAAGACUGGCGGCCUCCAGGUUCAGUAAAAAUGCCAAGUUAUAUCUCUUCCAUGACAUUGGGUCAAACAAUCACGGAUCCCAUAGAAGGCGGAAUUCUCACCGCAGAAGCUUCGAGUUCCUUGUUUCAAUAUUUCAUGGUGCAUAUGAAUGCAAAAUGGGAAUAUGUACUAGAUCCCCACAUCGAUACCCACGAUAGCGUGAGAGGACGGAAUGGAUUACUUUUUACCACGAUCCUCUUUUGCUCAUCAAAAUUUGCCAACUUCAGCGACAAUUUGAUACAGCGUACUCCAGACCAGUUUUUGCAAAGUCGACUUUGCAGCUUGACUCGAAACUUGGUUAUGCGAGCCCUUGCUGAAGGUGAUAGGUCCAUAGAGAUAAUGCAAGCCCUUUAUUUGCUCGUCUGUUGGAAGGAUGCCGAUGACGACGUUUCAUAUCUCCAUAGUGGCUACGCAUUCCGCAUCCUUCACGACCUAGACCUGGAGCGCGGUAUCGUCCAUAGCCGUCAAAUGGCCCGGCAGAAAAGGAUUUGGCUUGCAUUGUUUCGACAGGACCGGCAACAGAGUCUCUUUUUCAUGCGAAGGGCUUCCCUCAGUCAAGGUGAUGAUGAUACAUCUUUUCUUGGUGAUCUUGAUGCAUGGCUGAAGAUGCCAUAUGCACUGCCAUUUGAUUUUGCUGCAUGUUGCAGCGCUGAUAUACGCUGUAUACAGUCUAAGAUGCGAAAUUUGGUCCAGAGAUCUUCUGUGAAUAUGUUGCCAUGCCUAUUGGAACUAAUGGAUGCAGAGCUGAUCUCAUGGAGGGCGAAAUGGAACAAUCAUCUUCAAGGAGAAGGUAUUCAAAGGAGGCACGAUGGCUCGGUCAUUGAACCUGAUUUACUACAUCCAGGAAAGGCUCAUUUAACGAACCUGGUGGCCGUAUGGGAAAAUGGUGUCAAACUGAACGUGUCAUCCGCAAUAUUUCGCCAGGCGCUGAUGGCAUCGGUGUCCUCUUCACUGGAACAGACAAAUGAACAACUACAUGAGCCGGUGAACAUCGACCUGUCAACAAUUCAGGAAACAUUGUCACCAAAUCCUCCUGGCCUUGUAAGCAGCAUUGAGAGUGCGUUUGGGGUAUUGCGGCAUUUGAUGGAAUUUCCUACCGAAGACCUGAGAAGGGCACCGGAUGCGGUUUUGCUGCUUGCUCCAAACGCGGCAAUAUUUCUUUGUUUGUUGCUUUGUCUUCCUGGACAUGGAAUCCUUGGUCCUUCAUUUCAGAGCACAGCAAUUGGCUUAACCCAAGACAUCGCUCACAGGGUCAGACAGUCCAUCCAAUCGCCACAGGAUACGGUUGCCUUACAUUCCGCCUACCUGGAAUCCCUUGUUGAUCUAUUAGAUCCCUUGAAGGCCCCGGCAACAACGGAAUUCACUGACACUAGAGCGCAAUCGCACAUCAACAUGGAUAUUAUAGCUAGGGGGUCAGAUGGUCCAAAUGACGAUUCUCUUGCCCUGCAAGCAGCUCAAGUCCUGACCAGUGGGAUCGCGACGCAUACCUACGACAAUGGACAGACCGACCCACUGAUAGGGAUGGCAAAUGAUCCGAGUCUAAGUUUACAUAUGCAAGGAAUAGCAAAUAUUCUCGAGGGAUCGUUUUUCUGUGAUAUACCAUCCUUCACCGGAGAGGGAAAUAUCAAUUGA